AUGACGAACACCGCAGAUAGUGCUUCUUCAGACGAUUCGAAAUCAGCAAGGGCAGCACCAGGUGGCAGUCCAUCGUCAAACCCUAAGAAAGCCGACUCAUCGGCAACAGCAACUCAAAAGUCCGACAUUGGAUUCCUACAGGACUCUCAACCACAUAGUAUACGUCAAUACCCCGAAGAUACUAUUUGUGUGAGAUAUAAUGGCCGUGGAUUGCCUGCAGUGACGCCGAGCAUGAGCAGCAUGAGGCCCGCGCUACCCAGCUACCAAGCUCACACUGUUGUUUUGGACCGGUGUGUGAUGCCACAGCGCUUUUUUCCCACAGGACCUGGUCAUGGAGUGGUAUACUCAUCAAUGCACCCUCUACCAUUGUUCCCUGAGACAACACCAAACAUGAACAUGCCUUUCAAUAACCCGUUCCCUCAAGCAUAUCCACUUUACUCACAGGAGUGGCAGCAGCAACAACAACAACAGCAGCAACAUAUGCCACCUCAGUAUACUGGGUCUAGGUAUCAGCCGAUAGAUUACAGCUCACCAGCGCACUUGGAAAUCCCGCAAGCCGGAUACGGGGAAACUCACUAUGCUCCGCCUACGUAUGCGGCAUCUCAUGGACAGAGUGCAGUUCAAGCAAACGUGACAAUCCACUUACAUUCACAUCGCCCAUCCCACAAUACCCAAGGGAACCCCGCUAAAGCAUCAGCAACUCUUUCAAAAUGGUCCAAGUCACGUAGCCCAGAGUCAGACUAUGACGUCUCAAAGACUAUCGUGGAUGGAUCAAUUCCUAUGAGAUCCACCCAAGCUCGACCUUCCACAAUGGAUGCAGCUCCACACCCAAUCAAUCUUACCAGGCCCAUAACGCCGCGAGGGCCCCCAAGGAAGCCAAAACAAUCUGGUCAUGCUUUAUGGGUUGGAAAUCUACCCCCUGGGGCAGACAUCAAUGAACUGAAAGACUAUUUCGCGCGGGAUGCCACUCAUGAUGUUGAAAGUGUCUUUCUCAUAUCGAAAAGCAACUGUGCCUUUGUCAAUUACAAGACGGAAGUGACUUGCCUUGCAGCGCUAUCGAGAUUCCACGACACGAGGUUUCAUGGAGCACGUCUCGUUUGUCGACUACGUCGAGAUUCGAUGUCUCCUCCGCAACCCGAUUCAUCGAGUUUUUCAUCUCAAGCUGAGAAUGGUACUGAUGCUAUACAUAACGAACAGAAUGGAAAUAUGCUGGUGAAAAAGAUCGCUGAUAGUACAUAUUCGAGUCCUCGAAUGCCAAACAGAUAUUUCAUUGUCAAGAGCCUGUCUAUAGAUGACCUCGAACUGAGUAGACAAAGUGGGAUCUGGGCAACGCAGGCGCAUAACGAGGACAACUUGAACCAGGCCUAUCAGACUACGGAUAAUGUCUACCUUGUCUUUUCCGCCAAUAAGUCUGGCGAGUAUUAUGGGUACGCUCGGAUGGUGUCUCCAAUCCAAGAGGACGAUAGCUUGAUUAUGGAGGUGCUGCCUCGCCCUAGCCAUGUCCAGGCCGAGUCCGAGGACUUAGAUUUGAUACCAACUCCAGCGACGUCCACCGCCCCAAAUGGACGGAUUAUCAAUGAUCUUGCGCGGGGAACUGUGUUCUGGGAAGCAGACUCAUCGGAAGAUGAAGGCGGAAGCAAGAUUGAUAAGAACAUCGCGGACGUAGCCGAGGAGGUAGCAGAGUCGGGCUUCCAAUCUAUCGGGAAACCGUUCCGGAUCCAAUGGCUUUCAACAGAACGAGUCCCUUUCUACCGCACACGUGGUUUGCGAAACCCUUGGAACGCAAACCGAGAAAUCAAAAUUGCCCGGGAUGGCACAGAGAUUGAGCCGACUGUCGGGGAGAGGCUUGUGCAGCUAUUCCACACACCUUACCCUGGGUGA
Messenger RNA from Aspergillus pseudotamarii, 1881 nucleotides. Its product is annotated as putative YT521-B-like splicing factor. Gene Ontology annotation, cellular component: nucleoplasm. NCBI's taxonomy places the organism in Eukaryota, Fungi, Ascomycota, Eurotiomycetes, Eurotiales, Aspergillaceae. Gene Ontology annotation, biological process: regulation of alternative mRNA splicing, via spliceosome; mRNA splicing, via spliceosome. The coding region runs from base 1 to 1881 and encodes 626 amino acids. The transcript is spliced from 4 exons. Gene Ontology annotation, molecular function: mRNA binding; N6-methyladenosine-containing RNA reader activity. The record is from RefSeq and is a predicted model, not a curated record.